ACAGCCCUUGACAAUUCCAUUUGGAUUGAGACUGGCCUCCACAUCAACCCUUCAGUGGGUCCCACAGCCCGGAGUCAAGUCAGUCAAGUCCAUGGCCUCUGCUCCUGCAGCCAGUGUCUCACGGCUCCCUGUCCCCUUUUCCUCCAGCGCCCUGGGGGCUGAGAUUCCAUGGAAUCUGUUAACUGUCCUGCUUGUCCGCAUUCAAUUGCUAAUGAGGUCAGUGUUGUAAGGUCUGCGGUUCAGGGCCUGCACCCUCAGCUUACCUCCGUUCAAUGGUUCUUUCCUCUCUUGCAGGUCACCUCGUUCCAAAAUGGCAUCUUCCUUGCAUCAAGUUUUCUUAGUUGUUAGCUUCUGUGCUUCGAUCUGUUGUGUGUCCCCGUCCAGUCUCCCCAGCAAAGGAUCCCUCUGCCCGUCCUCCACAAAGGACUUCCGUUCCUCCACGAAGGACUUCCCUUCCUCCCAGGUGUCUUCCGGCAACACCAACUUCGCCUUCCGCCUGUACCGGCAGCUGGUUUCGAAGACCCCGAGCCAGAACGUCUUCUUCUCCCCAGUGAGCGUCUCUGCCUCCCUGGCCGUGCUCGCCCUGGGGGCCCACGCGGCCACCAAGACCCAGAUCCUGCAGGGCAUGGGCUUCAACCUCACACACACGCCAGAGGCCACGAUUCAGCAGGGCUUGCAGCACGUGGUCCGCUCACUCCGAGUCCCCAGCGAGGGCCUGGAUUUGAGAAUGGGGAAUGUCGUCUUCAUCAAGGAGGGGCUGCAGCUGCAGACAAGUUUCUUGAACGACGUUAGGAGUCUGUAUGAGUCCGAAGUCUUCUCUGCAGAUUUCUCCAAUGCCUCUACAGCCCGGAAGAGGAUCAACAGCUAUGUGGAGAAGGAGACCAAAGGGAAGGUUGUAGACUUGAUCCAAGACCUUGAACCUCACACAGCCAUGGUCCUGGUGAACUACAUUUUCUUUAAAGCCAGGUGGGCGAAGCCCUUUAGCCCUGUGUAUACAAGCAACAGAUACCCGUUCUUGGUGGGCAAGACCACUGUGAAGGUCCCCAUGAUGCACCAGAUGGAGAAAUUUGCUUUCGGGCUGGACCCCAAGCUGAACUGCUCGGUGCUGCAGAUGGACUACAGCGGAAACGCUACCGCCUUCUUUGUCCUCCCCGUCCAAGGCGGGAUGAGGCAGCUGGAACAGUCCUUGUCAUCCGGGGCCCUGAGGCGAUGGAGCCGCUCUGUCCAGAAGAGGUGGCUAGAGGUGUUCAUUCCAAAAUUUUCCAUUUCUACCUCCUAUGACCUGGAAAACAUUCUCCCAAAGAUGGGCAUCCGGGACGCUUUUGGCAAAGAUGCUGAUUUUUCUGGAAUCACAAAGAAAGAUUCCCUUCGAGUUUCCAAAGCCGCCCACAAGGCUGUGCUGAACGUCCGGGAGGAGGGCACCGAGGCCGCGGCGGCCACGGCCACCAAGCUCACGGUCCGGUCCCAGGAUGGCGCCUCCCACUCCGUCUGCUUCAAUAGGCCCUUCCUGCUGCUGAUCGUCAGCAGAGCCUCGGGGACAGUGCUCUUCCUGGGGAAAGUGGAGAAUCCCACUAAGUCCUAGGCGGGACCAGGCCCGGGCGAAUGGAUGAGACGC
This is a messenger RNA of Phyllostomus discolor (pale spear-nosed bat), 1615 nucleotides long. RefSeq names its product serpin family A member 9 (gene SERPINA9). Lineage: Eukaryota; Metazoa; Chordata; Mammalia; Chiroptera; Phyllostomidae. Gene Ontology annotation, biological process: negative regulation of endopeptidase activity. The record is from RefSeq and is a predicted model, not a curated record. The transcript has 4 exons. Bases 311 to 1582 code for a protein of 423 amino acids. Gene Ontology annotation, molecular function: serine-type endopeptidase inhibitor activity.